GUGUCUACACUCCCUCCACCGAGUUCCGCGUUGCAGAGCAUUUAAGUCCUGCAGCGUUUCCUCCAAAUUUCUACUCUUGGGCUGCAGGAAACCAUUCUCCAACAUGUCCGACCGCGGAGCCUUCGACACUAACGUGGUCACCGUGACCCGUUUCGUUAUAGAGGAGGGCAGGAAGGCCAAAGGCACCGGGGAGCUGACAACGCUGCUGAACUCGCUGUGCACGGCGGUGAAAGCCAUCUCAUGCGCCGUGCGUAAAGCUGGAAUCGCUCAUCUGUGAGUAAAUAGUGACGGAUAUACCAUUGUCAACUAUGGGUAGGAUAGUGCACACCUGAAAACUUAUUUCAGCUCUUCAAAUUUGCAGUAACAGACGCUGCAGAGUUGUUUAUCCACGUUGGCACAAACGGAGCAGAAUACACAAGUUCCUUCUGCGCCAAUCAGGAAGCGCAUACCUGGAAUCACCACGCCCACCUUUCUAUAGCAUCAACUUUUAAUGCCUUUUUUUUUUUUUUUUUAAAUCAAACUUAUUUUGAUGAAGAAAAAAAAAAAAACACUAAUUUGCAACUCUUGGUUCCUUUAUUUAUGCAAAAUGAGGGGAAUUUUUGUCAUUGUGGUGUAUUUAACACUUGACAUUUCAUAAAGGCAUCAAUGACAAAACACACAGUUUUCAAAUCAUCAGGCUUUAAGAUAGAAGUCAAUAUGGGGUACAGCAAGUAUAUAAAAAAGAACAUGGAGGCGAUGUUAUGCUUUUUCUUGGAUUAGGAUUGAAUUAAAACCUGGAUGUGAAUACUAAAUGUGGGUCAAGCUUCAGUGUGUAAGGUUAGUGUGUUAGAACAACCUCUGAAUGAAGUUCGACAAGACUUACUCUAGAGCCACAUGAGAUCUGCUCAAUUUGUUCUCCAAUUUGUGCUCCAAAACGUGACCAAUUCUCAUUUUAACUUCAGAGACAGUGCUUCAUAUUAUGGCAACAGUGGGGGAAGUUUCCAGAGUGCUGGAUGUUUUGGAGGGACCUUGACAAGACAGAAACUAUAAUAACACGGUUAAUGCUUGUUCAAGGAUUUCCAGGGACACCAGCUCUGAAAAUUAAGACUGAGCUCUAAGUUAAGAGAAGCUACUGCAAAGUUACCACAGUGACAACAGAAAGACUGAAAAUAACUGAGCAUUACACCACCCUCCUCAAAAACAGAACAUGCUCACAAAAUUUACCUGUACAUGAAUCUGUACCUUUGCUAACUUUUUGGGCUAGUGAGACAGACUGCGAUUCACUCUAGUGGUUGAGGAAAUAUUUUGCUUAAUCUCCUUGUCUGCAUGUGAAAAUGCAGUGUCAUGCAUCAGUUGCAGUUUUUUUUCUAUUUGAAACCAAAGAAUGAAGUGAUUUUUUUUUCCUUCAGUCAAAUUUAUCUUGGAGUAAAUGUAGAGCCAUUUACACUUAAAGGAAGAUAGAAAACACAUGAGAAACUUUUAGAGAGCCUGUUUGGACUAUAUUAACCACAAAAGUAGAAGUUUUCAUCACACACGAGUGAUCUGGUUUUGUGUUUCAACCCUCUUUAUCUCUUUUUUUUGUCUCAUCAGUUAUGGCAUUGCUGGCAGCACCAACGUGACAGGUGACCAGGUGAAGAAGCUCGACAUUCUGUCCAAUGAUCUGGUCAUCAACAUGAUCAAAUCGUCUUUUACCUCCUGUGUGCUGGUGUCUGAAGAGAAUGAAAAAGCCAUCAUUAUUGAGCCAGAUAUGAGGGUGAGUGAGCAGAGGGAGUAACUUUGGUUUUCAUGAUCAAACCGAGUGCAGCCUUGUAAGUUUGGUAAAGUCCGUGUUCAUUUAAUCAGGAUCUUAUCUGUGGAAUGACCCCGUUGGCAUGCUGAAACAGGACCAUCCAGUUUCCUCUUGAUUUGAAUGUCUGUUUCUUUGGAUUUUUCCUUGUAAAACUGGUUCAGCCAAGAAAAGGAUGAGUUUAAGUCCCUGUCAAAGUAAUUGGUUGAAAUUACUUUUACAGUGGUUCUCUGGACUACUGCUUCUUGAAUUUAAAGUAUAAAAAAGCAGCUGAGUUUUUUUUAAUAAGCUCUCAUUUGUUUGUUUGUUGUACAUACCCAUUAGGAUCCAUGUACACCAGGGGUAUCAAUACACUUUUCUAAAAAACUUCCACUGAUGCAAAGUUGUACGUAAAAAAAAAAAAAUACAGGCAAGAUGAGGAAGGUGAAGAACCUAGUUAUAAACAUGAAGAAAAUCAGCUUUACUCUUAUUUCACAAUGAAGGAAGUGUAUUUAACAACCCAUUGCAGGGAGUAUUGUUGAUUAUCAUAACCUGUUUGUCUAUGAGAAAAGUCCACAGGGCUUGUUUAACAUCAGAAAUUGCAUCAUCGGUUAUUUCCGUCUCUCUUCCUUCUUCCUUCAGGGUAAAUACAUUGUGUGCUUCGAUCCCUUGGACGGCUCCUCCAACAUUGACUGUCUGGUCUCCAUCGGUACCAUCUUUGCCAUCUACAAAAAGGUACUACUUAGGCUUAAUUUCUAUUUUAUCAGCCUUAUCUGUAGCAUUCAUGCUGUAAAAUCACUAUUUAAAUCUUUGUCAUUUUUGCGUUAAACUUUUUGUACCUAAAAUGUCUCACAGACUUGGGGAGUAUGUAAGUAUAGAGAAUUUAAAUAGUCCAUGUCAGAAAAAUAUACGAAACAAGAUCUGAUCCAGUCUACCCCUAUGAAAGACUUCCUUCUUUUUCAUUCAGAUUGUAGAAUGAAAAAUGCAAAUGUGCAAAAUAAAAUAAAAAAGAAAAACUGUUAUUUCUAUAGCCAGGGGUUAGAACAAGCCAAUUUAAGCUCAGACUAAGUGAUCCAGUUUCCUUCUUGUCUUUUUUGUUGGUAAUAAAGUAGCUACAACACAGCAGAGGUCAAGUCAAAGUUCAUUUCAGUACUCCAUUUAAAAGCCACCACAGUCCAACUUGCUGCACAAGCCUAAAAACAUACAGUCAAAAAGCAGAGCCAUUGCAAAGAGUAGUCAUUUAAAACUUUUAAGCUUCUGGACUUUGCUGAUAACUUUAUAUUGUUUCUUCUCAGACCACAGAUGAUGAGCCCACUGAGAAGGAUGCCCUGCAGCCUGGUAGGAACCUUGUUGCAGCAGGUUACGCCCUAUACGGCAGCGCCACCAUGAUGGUACUCUCCACCGGCAAUGGAGUCAACUGCUUCAUGCUCGACCCAGUCAGUAAUAUUUCUUUCUCCUUUUUGAGACUCCUGCUUGUCAAUUUCAGCUUCUUGCAAAUUAAUGAUGUGAAGAACAUGUAGCCCUGAGGGAAGUUGUAACUUUCUCUGCUCUUCACUCUUCAGGCAAUCGGGGAAUUCAUCCUGGUCGAUCGGGAUGUGAAGAUCAAAAAGCGGGGGAAGAUUUACAGCUUGAAUGAAGGAUAUGCAAAACACUUCGAACCUGCUGUUACAGAAUACCUGAAGAAGAAGAAGUUCCCUGAGGUAACACCCACGUCAGGACAUGCAGUUAUACGUAAUAUCUCAUAUGUAAAGAGUCAGGGAAAUGGUUAGUGUCAAACUAAUACUCAUGUUCAUACAGUGGAGCAGUUUUGACAUGUUUUCUUAGAUCAAGGACAGUGAACAUAAAUUUAACCACAUUAAAAAAACUAUGAUAUUCAGUUUUAAACGAAAUGUUUUGGAGACUACUUUCCCAAAACAAAUCUCUUACUUGUAGAGUUAAUCUUAUCUCACCUUAGGAUGGCACUGAGCCUUACAACGCUCGUUACAUUGGCUCCAUGGUGGCUGACGUCCACAGAACGCUGAUGUAUGGAGGCAUCUUUUUAUACCCUGGAAAUGCGAAGAGCCCCAAAGGAAAGGUGAGAGUCCAAUACUGCUUCCUCCUGCCCCCACACAAACUUGCCUCAUCUACAUUAAGUAAAAACCAUGGUUUUGUACCUCCUGUGUCAAAGGUUCAGGUUACUUUAUCUGUACCUGUUGGUAGAUUUGUUUUGAGGCAACCUGAUGACGCCCAGUUUGACAUUCGAUUACAAAUCAAACUUGACAUAAAACCACCCAAAAUAACACACUAACGCAUGAUAAAAAAGGAAAUUUACUAUCUAUUACUAUCCUGAUGAGUUCUUCCUCCAGUGGUUUAUGCACAUGACACAGCUAAGAGGUUUAGGGUGAUGCUGUUUUCUUUGUCUAGUAAUAUCAAGAUACCCCUCAAAAACAAUAGCAAUAAUAACAAUAACAGUUUGUGUCACGAGUCUCCACUGAAGAACUGCAUUUUGAUAAUUAAUUAAGAAAAAUCAGCCUGCUUAAAUCUGUUAAUGGAGUAAAUGGCUGUUGUUAAAAUUUGCAGUUUCCAACGGCCCUGCAUGACUUCUAACGUCCUAGAUAUUCCGUCAGCUGUCUGAGAGAUGAGACAAACAGAUAUUACUCAUGAUUAUAAAACUACAUAAAGAAAGCUUAGACUGUUCUUUCUUAAAAAAAAAGUGACUCAGACUAAUCUAAACAUCAACUCAAAAAAAAUUAAUCCCUGAUCGUAUUGCAAGUCUUUUAGGUUUUUUGGGUUUUUCUUUGAAUAUUGAAACUUAUGGCCAGUUUCAGAGGCAGGUUUUACUAAUAAAUGAUUCAGAACUGCCAGUUAUAACACAAAACCAUCCUAGAAAUCGUGUCACAAUGUUGUUUCAUCACCCUCCACAUUCACGGGCUGUUACAAGACUAAGCCAACGUGUUGUCACAUUUCAAAAGGUAGAAAUCAGCUGACGUUGUGUUCAUGUACUUUCACAAUGCAGAGAACUGAAACUUUUCAUGUUAAUUCUAUUCUGUUUCUUUUACACUGGAUGGACUUGGAGGAUCUCUUGAUGUCUAAAGUGAACUAGAGGAAUAGUACAGCAAGAAUAAAACCCAUUUCAACAUUCAUAUCCUCACCUGACACCUAUUUCAAUAAGAAAAUCAUCAAGUUGAAACUGUUGAUAUAUUAAGUCCUGUAGGGUUUGUUGACCUAAGGCAGCAGCUUGAGCUAUAAGCGUAUUUACACUCCACAACUGAACUCUGCCUCUUCUUUAAAGCUGCGCCUGCUGUAUGAAGGCAACCCCAUGGCCUACAUCAUAGAGCAGGCGGGCGGCAUGGCCUCCACAGGCCUCGAGAACAUCCUGGACAUCCAGCCUGACAGCAUCCAUCAGCGGGCGCCUGUUGCUCUGGGCUCCCCCGAGGAUGUGAUGGAGUAUGUCGCCAUCUACCAGAAACACGCCAAGAAGUGAGACCACACCGACUCUCUCUCAACCAUCCUCACAGCCAAGGAAGGAAAAACCUUGUACCUCCAAACUCUGCACUCUCACUGAAGAUAAAGAAGUUGAUGCAAAUGUAGUUUUUGAUCAUGUCUUGAGGAUUUUGAAGUGGGGCUGGACCAAAAUCAGAUUUGGAGUUAUAAGGUUUUAAAGCCUGUCCAGCUGUGUUCAUGUUCUCGUUGUAGAAAGCUGAAGGAAAAAAAGGGGAGGAGUUUCAGUGAAAACAUGAGAACUGUGCCUGAUAAGCUCAUUCACACACAGAAACACACACAAACAUUCCAAACAUUAGAAAGACCAAAUAUGUGCCAAAUACACACACAAACAAGUGCACUUAAAUAAACAAAACCUGAAGACUGCCACUGCUCUGUUUACCUCCAGCUGUGCCUUAUUUAGAAUAAACAUACAUUCAAUAUGUGCGAAGGACCAAAUACGAAACGUCUAUGCAACCAAACCUGAUGCCUCUCACACUGUGAACAACUACUGUUUGAAAUAAUGAAGUCUCUCAAUAAAAGGAAAUGAGUUUAAGAUGA
This is a messenger RNA of Xyrichtys novacula (pearly razorfish), 5764 nucleotides long. NCBI's taxonomy places the organism in Eukaryota, Metazoa, Chordata, Actinopteri, Labriformes, Labridae. The record is from the annotation of a GenBank genome assembly.